AUGCCUCAGAACGAGUAUAUCGAAGAGCACAUUAAGCGGCAUGGUCGUCGGUUAGACUACUACGAGCGCAAGCGAAAGCGCGAGGCUCGUGAAGCGCACAAGUCCUCUGCUGUCGCUCAAAAGGCCUUCGGUCUCAAGGCCAAGAUCCUUCAUGCCAAACGCCAUGCUGAGAAGGUACAACUCAAGAAGACACUCAAGGCACACGACGAGCGGAAUGUCAAGCAGAAGGACAACGCAGUCGUGCCCGAGGGUGCCCUCCCUACAUACCUCCUAGACAGGGAGGGGCAAAAAGAUGCCAAAGCCCUUUCUACUGCUAUCAAGGAGAAGCGAAAAGACAAGGCUGCGAAAUAUGCUGUACCACUGCCGAAGGUCAGAGGUAUCGCAGAGGACGAGAUGUUCAAGGUCAUGAGGACUGGAAAGAGCAAGAAGAAAGCGUGGAAGCGCAUGGUUACGAAGGCCACAUUUGUCGGCGAAGGCUUCACGCGGAAACCGGUGAAGAUGGAGAGGUUCGUCCGACCCAUGGCUCUGCGCUAUAAGAAAGCGAACGUUACACAUCCCGAUCUUAAGGCUACAUUCCAGCUACAAAUUCUCGGUGUGAAGAAGAACCCACAGUCACCGAUGUACACUCAGCUCGGGGUGCUUACGAAGGGUACAGUCAUUGAAGUUAACGUUUCCGAGCUGGGCAUGGUUACCGCUGGUGGAAAAGUCGUCUUCGGAAAGUAUGCGCAAAUAACGAACAACCCCGAGAACGACGGAUGCAUCAACGCUGUUCUUUGUGAGUGUCUCUUCACUAUCAAACUGCUUUUUACUAACUCAAUCCCGUAG
Molecule: messenger RNA, 825 nt
Organism: Phanerochaete carnosa HHB-10118-sp
Lineage: Eukaryota; Fungi; Basidiomycota; Agaricomycetes; Polyporales; Phanerochaetaceae
Exons: 4
Coding region: 1-825 (274 amino acids)
Biological process (GO): maturation of 5.8S rRNA; maturation of LSU-rRNA
Cellular component (GO): preribosome, large subunit precursor; nucleolus
Source: RefSeq, a predicted model, not a curated record